AUCUAUGUUCUUUCCUGUUAGAUUGAAGCUUCAGAUCAUGUAAAUCGCGCUCUCAUCAUCAGUUCUUUCAUUUCUCCGCUUCGGAUUGGAGUAGCAUAGAGAUCAUGAACGAAGAGCAACGCGAUCUCCUUCUUGGCUCAUCUGAUCGCGUCCCACCUCCUCAAGGAGUUAGGCUAUCAUAUGGAACCGCAGGUUUUAGGGAGGAUGCAUCGGUACUUCGUUCGAUGUUGUAUAGGAUGGGAAUUUUGGCGGCUUUGAGAGCUUUGAAAACCAAUGCCGUGAUCGGGUCGAUGAUCACGGCCUCUCACAACAAAGAAUCAGAUAAUGGGGUAAAAAUUGCGGACUCGAAUGGUGGGAUGCUCAACCAAGAGUGGCAGCCCUUUGCCGAAGCCCUCGCAAAUGCGUCCUCCUCGCACGAUCUCUUUCAAUUAAUCAAUGGAUUGGCGGAGAAGGAAAAUAUCUUAUUAGAUGGAUCAAAAUCAGCUCAAAUUCUGGUGGCAAGAGAUACGAGGCCAAGUGGAGAAGCCCUACUUGAUGCUGCAAAACAUGGAAUUGGCUCAAUCAUUGGGGCCGUAGCUCAAGAUAUGGGAAUUUUGACGACUCCUCAAUUACAUUGGAUGGUUCAUGUUCGAAAUCGAGGCUUGAAAGCUUCAGGCGAACUUGAUUACUUCAAUAAGCCUUCAGGCCCAUUCACGUGCUCGUUGAAUUUGAGCCCAAAUAACAGUGAGCUGAGUGGUUGGGAUCACAAAUUGGUUGUUGAUGGAGCUAAUGGUGUCGGUGGACAGAAGUUAAAACUUUUGAAGGAAAGCUUGAAUGGCUUGGCUAUUGAGAUUCGUAGUUCAGGAAAUGGAGAAGGUGUACUCAAUGAAGGAGUAGGUGCUGAUUUUGUUCAGAAAGAGAAGAUUGUUCCACGAAACUUUGGUUCGCUAGAUGUUGGGAUCAGGUGUGCUAGUUUCGAUGGAGAUGCUGACCGACUCGUAUAUUUUACCGUGCCAUCGGGAAUUACCAAUAAGAUCAAUCUUGUUGAUGGGGACAAAAUAUUAUCUUUAUUUGCCAUAUUCAUCAAGGAACAGUUUACGAUUGUGGCAGCAAGGAGUGAAGCCACCAAAAUUGAUUUUCAGCUCUGCCUUGGUGUUGUCCAAACUGCUUAUGCGAAUGGAUCCUCGACUCGGUAUCUUAAAGAGUUGGAACUGGAAGUAGUAUUCACUCCAACCGGAGUAAAGUACUUGCAUGAGAAAGCUGCUGAAUUUGAUAUUGGCAUCCAUUUUGAAGCAAAUUGUCAUGGGACUGUCUUGUUCUCAGAUUACUGCAUUUCAAUGUUAUAUCCCAUUCAUUUGGAGCUCUCCAAUGUAUCUAAUGGUUCGGAAUCGGAAAAGGCAGCCUUCAGAUUACUGGCAGUCAGCAAAUUGAUCAAUCAAGCUGUGGGAGAUGCCCUGAGUGGCUUGCUCCUAGUUGAGGCUAUUCUACAGCACAAACAUUGGUCGAUAUGUGACUGGAAUGAGCUCUAUCGGGACCUACCGAGUAGGCAGCUCAAGUAGGCCAGAUUGUAAGACUGUGGUAGCAUGCAUGUUCUUUGUGGCUUCCGUACGUGUGAGAUUCCAUAUCGAUUGAGGAGGAGAACGGAACAUUUUUUACAAGGGUGUGGAAACCUCUUCCUAGCAGACGUGUUUUAAAAUA
Molecule: messenger RNA, 1677 nt
Organism: Cucurbita moschata (crookneck pumpkin)
Lineage: Eukaryota; Viridiplantae; Streptophyta; Magnoliopsida; Cucurbitales; Cucurbitaceae
Product: phosphoacetylglucosamine mutase-like
Exons: 9
Coding region: 105-1538 (477 amino acids)
Biological process (GO): carbohydrate metabolic process; UDP-N-acetylglucosamine biosynthetic process
Molecular function (GO): phosphoacetylglucosamine mutase activity
Source: RefSeq, a predicted model, not a curated record